GUUUGCUUUGGCGGCUCUGCGCAAAAUGGCAGAUGCAGAGGUAGACACUCGGCGCUCCGUCGAUGACCGCUGCGACGUAAAACCAACAAUGCCUGCCAACGGUGAAGAAGGCGUCCCGCUACAAACCGAGUGGACCUUCUGGCUCGACAAGACGGAAGGUCGAGGCAUCUCGGCUGCGGAAUACACGGCCAGCCUUAAGAAAAUCUACACUGUCAACACUGUGCAGGGUUUCUGGGCAGUGUUGCACCACAUACCAGAUGUGUGUGAGCUCGGCUUGCGGCACACCUACCACCUAAUGAGGGGACAGCGACGGCCUCUCUGGGAAGACCCCGAAAACCAGCGUGGAGGCACCUGGCGCAUCCGGUGCCACAAGAAGCACACGCCAGCAGUGUGGAAGGAGCUUAUAUUGGCUGCCAUCGGAGAACAGUUUGCAGAAGAUGUGCGGCCAGGAGAUGACAUAUGCGGUGUGUCUGUGUGCGUGAGGGAGAAAGACGACAUAGUGCAGCUGUGGAACGCCGACGCGCAUCUCAGCGAGGGGGCUACAGUGCUGUCCCGCGUUCACGCCCUCUUGCCGCCAGGCAUCACCCCAGUUGCCGAAUUCUACAAACCUCACCAGUCCCGGUUGGCAUACGAAGGGGGUCACAAAAGGACGUCCCGCUAGUCAGUACAGCAACUACCGUCCACAAAGGCCCACUGUUGAUGCCAGGUGCCUGUAAGGCCCACCAGUUUGGAACACUAAGCAUGGCAGCCAGCUUUGCCCUGUUGCACCGCUGCAUAUGUUCUUUAUCGAUUAGAUUUACUAGCUGUUGUUACCGGUUGUCGAUAGGUGAAAUAAUGGGACUUCCUAUUUUUUUAUGAUUCAUAUAUGUUGUCACUAAGACCAGUGCUUCCUUGAUGACCGUAGAACAAAGAUAUUGGCUAAGACAGUGCCAUCUUGUUUGUUAUACA
This is a messenger RNA of Rhipicephalus sanguineus (brown dog tick), 948 nucleotides long. RefSeq names its product eukaryotic translation initiation factor 4E type 3. Gene Ontology annotation, cellular component: eukaryotic translation initiation factor 4F complex. Gene Ontology annotation, molecular function: RNA 7-methylguanosine cap binding; translation initiation factor activity. The record is from RefSeq and is a predicted model, not a curated record. Gene Ontology annotation, biological process: translational initiation. NCBI's taxonomy places the organism in Eukaryota, Metazoa, Arthropoda, Arachnida, Ixodida, Ixodidae. The coding region runs from base 26 to 661 and encodes 211 amino acids. The transcript has 6 exons.